Messenger RNA from Drosophila miranda, 1608 nucleotides. Its product is annotated as fatty acyl-CoA reductase wat-like. Gene Ontology annotation, biological process: long-chain fatty-acyl-CoA metabolic process. Gene Ontology annotation, cellular component: peroxisome. Bases 61 to 1560 code for a protein of 499 amino acids. The record is from RefSeq and is a predicted model, not a curated record. Lineage: Eukaryota; Metazoa; Arthropoda; Insecta; Diptera; Drosophilidae. Gene Ontology annotation, molecular function: alcohol-forming very long-chain fatty acyl-CoA reductase (NADP+) activity. The transcript has 5 exons.
UUAAGUUUUCACUUCUGGUUGUACGUUCCGCUUCGAGGAUUAGGGAACUGCAAAGUCAAAAUGGAAACCGAUAUCCAAAGGUUUUACAGAAACAAAACCGUUUUCAUAACAGGAGGCACCGGAUUCUUGGGAAAAGUUAUGGUUGAGAAACUCUUACGAACCACGGAGGUAAAGCAAAUAUAUUUAUUGAUCAGACCGAAGCGUGGCGUGGAAAUUCAGGAACGAAUCAGUGAAUGGUCAAAGGAUCUUGUUUUUGAACUCCUACUGAAGUCCAAGUCAGACGCUCUGCAGCGAGUAUGCCCCAUCGCUGGAGAUUGUCUGGAGCCGGACCUAGGCAUAAGCGAUACGGACCGAAGGCUCCUGACAUCAGAGGUGCAGAUCGUUCUUCACGGAGCAGCCACAGUACGGUUCAACGAGCCGUUGCAUGUGGCACUGGCCAUCAAUACUCGCGCCACGCGACUGAUGGUGCAGCUGGGGAAGCAAAUGGUCAACCUGGAUGCAUUUGUUCACGUCUCGACAGCCUUCGCCAACUGUGUGAUAGAUCACAUCCAGGAAAAGUUCUAUCCUGAACUUCUGACGAACAGUUCUAAGAAGGUGCUGGAAAUGACUGAUCAGCUAGGUGAUCAGCUGAUAGACAACAUGACGUCUGCUCUGCUGGGAUCGUUUCCGAACACCUAUACUUACACCAAGGCUCUUGGCGAAGAUGUGAUCCUUCGGGAGGCGGGCGAUUUGCCCUUGUGCAUUUUUCGACCAGCCAUUAUUAUUGCCACCUCCAGCGAACCCGUGUCAGGUUAUAUUGACAAUCUUUACGGACCAAUAGGGUUAGUGUAUGGAGUCGCUCACGGGGUCAUACGCAUUGCGCUGGUCGAUGUGAACGCGCAGAACAGUGUGGUUCCUGUGGACUACUGUGCCAGCAUGGCUUUGGCGAGUGCCUGGAAAACAGCAGCUUCAGCUGUGAGAACUUCAUCGCCACCUCCUAUCUACCACCUUACACCCAGUGAGCAAAACCUUUUGACCUAUGGCGCAUUCAGGGACAAGACGCAGUCAAUUGGUGAAAAUUAUGCAGUGACGAAGAUGCUGUGGUACCCCUUCAUGCAUUUCAUGACCACUUCCUGGCUCUUUCCCCUGGCUGCGUUUUUCUAUCAUACUCUCCCCGGCCUUGUAGUGGAUCUGGCACUUUGUGCGAUCGGCCGAAAGCCGCGCCUGUUAAAAAUAUACCAGAAAGUACAUAAGAACAUGCUGUUAUUGAGGCCGUUCACCUGCCGGAGUUGGAAGUUCGGUACGAAAAACAAGGAUAGGCUGUGGCAAAGUAUGUCGCCACAGGAUCAGGAGAUAUACAACUUUGACAUGUUGGCUCUGGACUGGGAUAGUUAUUUCAAUCGUGCCCUACGCGGAAUGCGCUUCUACCUCUGCAAAGAGCCACGUUCUCCGUCCUCCAUUGCUGAGGGUCAAAGGGUAUGGAGGCGGUUUCACAUGCUGCAUCGCACGUUGCAGCUGAUUCUUUUGUGCAGUGCUGCAGCUGCUAUCUGGCUGCUUCUCAAUCUCAUUGCUGCUUUUUGAAAAAUACUAAAGUACCAUGUUGAAAACUUGAAUUAAAUUAAUAUUAUU